Molecule: messenger RNA, 1057 nt
Organism: Thamnophis sirtalis
Lineage: Eukaryota; Metazoa; Chordata; Lepidosauria; Squamata; Natricidae
Gene: PRELID1
Product: PRELI domain containing 1
Cellular component (GO): mitochondrial intermembrane space
Source: RefSeq, a predicted model, not a curated record
AGAAGCGCUGCCGUCGCCCCGCGGAAGUCGUUACUCCUCUCCUGUUUCUGCAUGGCGGCUGCGGUGUCCCUGCAGCUGCUGCUCCCGCCGCCAUCUUUACCACUGGCCGCUCUGCGUGGACGGGACGGCGGGAGAGCGUGAGCCCGGGUCGGAGCAAGCCGGGCCGGGUGACGCUCUCCGCCGGCUCCUUCCUCCGCCUCCUUCUCCUCUCCCGUCGGAUCGGUGACCGCGGAGCCGAUGGGGAAGUACUUCCUGACCCUGAGCGUCCUGAAAGGGCCUUGGGACCAAGUCUUCACCGCCUUUUGGCAGCGCUACCCGAACCCUUACAGCAAGCAUGUCCUAACAGAAGAUAUCUUGCACCGAGAGGUGACUGAUGACCAGAAACUGCUUUCCAGGAGGCUCCUAACCAAAACCAACCGGAUGCCACGCUGGGCAGAGCAUUUCUUUCCACCUAAUGUUGGCCGCCAUGUCUAUAUCCUAGAAGAUUCCAUUGUGGACCUACAGAAUCGAACCAUGACCACAUUCACCUGGAACAUUAAUCAUGCACGUCUGAUGGUAGUGGAGGAGCGAUGUGUUUACAGAGAGAACCCAGAAAACAGUAGCUGGACAGAAGUCAAGCGGGAAGCUUGGGUCUCCUCCCGUCUCUUUGGCGUUUCCCGUGCUAUCCAGGAAUUUGGCUUGGCUAGAUUCAAGAGCAAUGUGACCAAUACUACUAAAGGUUUUGAGUAUGUGCUGAGCAAAAUGCAAGGUGAAGCACCAUCUAAAACACUAGUGGAAACCGCCAAGGAGACUGCCUUGGCGGUUACUGAGAAGGCAAAGGACUUUGCUGGCAAGGCAGCUACUACAAAAAAGCAACAGUAUGUGUGAGAAAACAGUUUUUCCACUGAAGGAACUAAAUGCCACUGGCAGAGUGAUACAAUAAUACUGGAAGGUUCAUUUUAACUUAAGCUUCCCUUCCUUUGGAAGUUGACCAGAAUGUCUGUAGAUUUUAUGUUUUUUUAAUUAAGACUGUACAAAUCUGACAAUCAUCUUCUUUCUUAAAGGUGUAAUUAUCAUU